Fundulus heteroclitus (mummichog) is the source of this 3198-nucleotide messenger RNA. RefSeq names its product calmegin (gene clgn). Gene Ontology annotation, molecular function: calcium ion binding. Bases 199 to 2160 code for a protein of 653 amino acids. Gene Ontology annotation, biological process: protein folding. Gene Ontology annotation, cellular component: endoplasmic reticulum; endoplasmic reticulum membrane. Lineage: Eukaryota; Metazoa; Chordata; Actinopteri; Cyprinodontiformes; Fundulidae. The transcript is spliced from 15 exons. The record is from RefSeq and is a predicted model, not a curated record.
AACGCCUCGCUUCAGUUAGCCUGCCAUCACCGUUAUUCGCACCGAGCCGCUGUCACUCACGCUCCGCGUCCCCGUCCCUCACCUCCUCGCCGCUCCUCUCCUCGCUCAAACGGGAGGACCGCUCGGGAUUUUGACACGCAGAGGCGGAUUUUUGAGAGAUUCUUCCUCGUCUCCCCUGCGGUCGCAGCGCCUCAUAAGAUGAAGCUAGGUGGAGGCUGGGUGUGGGGCCUGCUGCUGCUGCUGCUCACCUCGUUGGCGGCCGCCGCGUCCAGCGACGAUCGUGCCGAGUCGGAGGUUCUGGACGGAGACGGCGAUAUGGGCCUAGACGAGGAGGAGGAGGAGGUGAAGGUUCUGACGGCAGAUGACGACGAAGAGGACGAGGCAAUGGUGACGGAUGAGGAGCAGUUCGACGAGGAGAAAGACGGAGCUGAAAAGUCUGACGUCGACGCUAAUGUCACCUUCCAGGUAACAUACAAGACUCCUGUCCCCACUGGAGACGUCUAUUUUGCAGAAACCUUCGACGACGGCUCACUGGACAGAUGGCAGCUGUCAAAAACAAUGAAGGAGGAUGCAGAUGAGGACAUCGCCAAAUAUGACGGAAAGUGGAUGGUGGAGCCGCUGAAGGAGAACAAGGUUCCAGGAGACCAGGGCCUGGUGCUCAAGUCUCGGGCCAAACAUCACGCCAUAGCGGCAAAGCUGGACAAACCUUUUGUCUUCCAGGACGAACCUCUGGUCGUCCAGUACGAGGUGAACUUCCAAGACGGCAUUGACUGCGGUGGAGCGUACAUCAAACUGCUGUCAGACUCUGGCGCUGUCAAUCUGGAACAGUUCCACGACCGGACCCCCUACACCAUCAUGUUCGGACCGGACAAAUGCGGCGAGGACUACAAGCUGCACUUCAUCUUCCGCCACAGAAACCCGCUGAACAAAGACAUGGAGGAGAAGCACGCCAAGAGGGCCGACGUGGACCUGAAGAAGUUCUACACGGACAAGAAGACUCACCUCUACACUCUGGUGCUGAACCCCGACAACAGCUACGAGAUGUUCAUCGAUCAGUCGAGCGUCAGCCGCGGCAACCUGCUCCACGACAUGGUGCCUCCCGUCAACCCGCCGAAGGAGAUCGACGAUCCCAACGACUCCAAGCCGGACGACUGGGACGAGAGGGCCAAGAUCCCCGACCCCGAGGCCGUGAAGCCCGAAGACUGGGACGAGGACGCGCCUGCAAAGAUCGAGGACCCCGACGCCCUGAAGCCAGAAGGCUGGCUGGACGACGAGCCGGAGUUCGUGUCCGACCCGAAUGCCGACAAACCAGAAGACUGGGACGAGGAGAUGGACGGAGAGUGGGAGGCCCCGCAGGUCCCCAACCCAGCCUGUGAGACGGCGCCCGGCUGCGGGGAGUGGAAGCGCCCGACCAUCAACAACCCGCAGUACAAGGGCAAGUGGAAGGCCCCGCUGAUAGACAACCCCAACUACCAGGGCGUGUGGAAGCCACGCAAGAUGGCGAACCCCGAAUAUUUCGAGGACCUGCAGCCGUUCAGGAUGACGGCGUUCAACGCGCUGGGACUGGAGCUGUGGUCCAUGACCUCAGACAUCUACUUCGACAACUUCAUCAUCACCUCCCACAAGGAGGUGGCCGACCGCUGGGCCUCGGACAGCUGGGGCCUGAAGAAGCUGGUGGCGAGCGCCAACGAGCCGGGGAUAUUAGCCCAGCUGAUGGCGGCAGCCGAGGAGCGGCCCUGGCUCUGGGUGAUCUACGUGCUGACAGUAGGCCUGCCCGUAGGACUGGUGGUGCUCUUCUGCUGGCCCAAGAAGCCAGCCGACGACUACGUCUACAAGAAGGCGGAUCUGUCACAGAAUCAGAUAGAGGAGGAGGAUGAGGAGGAGGAGGAAGAGGCUGCCGAGGAGGAAGACAAAGAAGCUGGAGCAGCAGCAGCAGCGCAAGAGGAAGGUGAGCAGGAGGACAGUGGAGCACAAGGAGACAAUCUAGAGGGGGCAGAUGAUGAUGAUGAUGAAGAAGAAGAGGAGGAGGAAGACGACGACGACGAAGCGGAGGAAAACAAAACUCCAGAAGAAACAUUAGAAGAUGAGAGAGAUGGAGGCGACGUCGCCGAGGAGAGCCACAAACAAGCCGUCAGAAAGAGGAGGGUACGGAAAGACUGAGGGUAGCCCCCCCCUGUCUGCUGAGUGUCUUCUCCUCCGCGGGGGAGGAGGUGAACGGGGUCUUCUCUGCUCCUCCCCUGAGCGGAGCAGCUGGGUGUUUCCUCCAACCCCGCCGGUAGCCCGCAGUCACCCGGCUGCCCCAUCUGUGUCUCUCCCCUCCUUCCUGCUCAGCCCGAUGAGCUCCUCGGACGUUACGCCCUCCACCAUCUCCUCCUCCAUCUCCUCCUCUUCCUCCCAUCAGUUUUCUGUCUGCAGCCUUCUUCUGCUCCAGACGUCGUCGGAACGCCGCCAUCUUCCACCUUUUCUCUCCACAAGCCGUCAUUCUGGUGUGGAAACAAUCAGCAGCGCCGCUAACUCCACUCCUCCUCCUCAUUUUACCGCAUAUCGCAGCGGCUCCUCUGAGGGGAAAGUUUGAAGACGAGCUCGUUUAAAAUGUUCCCGAUGCUGAGAGAGAGAGAGAGAAGGCUGACCGACUCAUCUCAACUUAGUUAAAAGGUUCCUGCUGAAAAAAAUAAAAAAAAGUCUCGAUUUUUAGCUAGUUUGUUACGAGCGUCUGUUGCGUCGACGUCGAGUCGGAAAUUAGCUCCGACGUUCUUCUAUUUAUUGUUUUUUUUGGUUCGACUUUGUUUCACGGCGGUACGAAUAAAGGUUUAAUACUAAAGCGUUUUCAGGCCAGAGGCAACUUUCCUUACACACGUGCCACUGAUGUGCUUACUUUGAGCCGAGGUCUGCGAGACGUUUCACUUAAAAAUAGAGAAACUGACUUAGUCCAUGCUUGCGGCUAGUUUAUUUUUAUUUUCAUUUCUUUGCCUUUUGCCAUUAAGUGUGAGACAGAAGACCUGAGUCUCUAGAGCAGGAUUAAAGGAAAUCUCUGAACGCAGCGAAAGACGUUGGUCUGCUUGUUUUGUUUUAUUAUUGUUGUCUGAAGCUUUUGUAGUUCGCCCUUCUGCCACAUGUCGGCACUUUUCCCUGUUUACAUUUGUUUGCAACAUGUACAUUUGCUCUUGGAAGUAAAACUAUUUAAUACAAAAAAAAAAA